AUGAAAGUUGUUAGUAUUAAUAAAGGUGUUACUGAAAAGGCACCCACAGUGAUCACAUUAGUUCCGGAAAACAAAGAAGAUUUAUUUACUGUAUAUCAAAUUGUUGAUAAAGAUGAUGAAGUUAUCUUUAAAAAAUUAUUCACCUCUAAGAAUGAAGAUGCAAAGAAGAAUAAUACAGAUUUAGUGAAUUUGAAAUUGAAAAUUCUUUCCAAUGAAUUCGAUAUGAGAGAUGAAUAUUUAAGGUAUAAAGGUAUCACCGUCAUUGAUCAGACAGGUGUGGCCAAUAUUGAUAUCCCCAUUGGUAAAUUCUUAAGUUUCAAUAUUGUUUAUACCCAUCCUAUAACUAUUUAUAAGCAUCAUUUUAAUAAAUAUGCUGAAAAAUUAUUAAAGGAAGCAUGUGCUGAAGAAAAUAAAUCUGAUACAGCUGCAGUUGUAUUACAAGAAGGUAUAUCUCAUGUUUGCCUCUUAACUAGUUCAUCAACAAUAAUGAAACAAAAAAUUGAAUUUACUAUGCCGAAGAAGAAAAGUGCUACAGAUAUUGCUAAAUUUGAUGUCAAGACUGAAAGUUUCUAUAAGGCAACUUAUGAAGCUAUGAAGAAGAAUUUCGAUUUUGAUGAAUUGAAAAUGAUUAUAUUAUGUUCACCAGGAUUUUAUGCAAAGACCUUAUUGGAAAAAGUUCUUAAAUAUGCUGAAGAGGAACAAAAUAAUUCAAUCUUAGAUAAUCAAAUGAUUUUUUUCGUUGCUCAUUGUUCCACGGGGUAUUUACAAGGUAUUUCUGAAGUAUUGAAAAAUCCUGAAUAUGCAUCUAAAUUGGAAGAUACUAAAUUUUCAAAAUUUGCAGUUAUUAUGGAUGGUUUUUUGAAACAUUUGGAUGACGAUGAUGAUAGAGCAUGGUAUGGUAGAAGAGAGAUAUUUAGAGCUUGUUCCAUGAAUGCUAUUGAAACGUUACUUAUUACCGAUACGAAAUUGAGAUCGGAUAAUAUUGCUACAAGAGAAAAAUAUCUGGAUUUAUUAGAUGAUGUAGAAAAAGAUGGUGGCAAAGUUGCCAUCUUUAGUACUUUGCAUACUACAGGUGAAGAAUUAGAUAGACUUUCUGGAUUAGCCUGUAUUUUGAAAUAUCCGAUAGCUAAUUUAGAUGAAGGGUUUGAUAGUGAAGAUGAAGGUGAUAAUGAAGAAGAAGAUAACGAAGCAAAGAAACAAAAAUUAAAAGAAAUUGAAACUUCUGCGUAA
Messenger RNA from Naumovozyma dairenensis CBS 421, 1230 nucleotides. RefSeq lists its product as uncharacterized. NCBI's taxonomy places the organism in Eukaryota, Fungi, Ascomycota, Saccharomycetes, Saccharomycetales, Saccharomycetaceae. The record is from RefSeq and is a predicted model, not a curated record. The transcript has a single exon. Gene Ontology annotation, biological process: nonfunctional rRNA decay; nuclear-transcribed mRNA catabolic process, no-go decay; ribosome disassembly. Bases 1 to 1230 code for a protein of 409 amino acids. Gene Ontology annotation, cellular component: cytoplasm.